Messenger RNA from Aplosporella prunicola CBS 121167, 369 nucleotides. RefSeq lists its product as uncharacterized. Lineage: Eukaryota; Fungi; Ascomycota; Dothideomycetes; Botryosphaeriales; Aplosporellaceae. The transcript has a single exon. The record is from RefSeq and is a predicted model, not a curated record. Bases 1 to 369 code for a protein of 122 amino acids.
AUGUUCGCCACGGCACUCUUCCUCGCAGCCAGCCUCCCCCUUAGCGUCAUGGCCGGCAUAACCUGCGAGACGACGGACGGCAGCCCCUCGACCGAAGCCGUCACCGAGGUCAUCAACCAGGUGCGCGGCCAAGGCGGCGACUGCGAGCAAACAAAUCACUUUGGCAGCAAUUGCACCACGCUGGUCCACCACGACGGCGCCGCUAUCGCCAUCUGCGGCCCCUACGGGAACUAUUCCCCCUGCACCGAUGUCGCGCAUAUCGUCACGCAAAUCCAGGACCAGUGUUUGGUGGACGGCAGGGCCGGCGGCACAUACACCUUUGAGGGGUUUCCUGAUACGGGAGAAACCAUCGAGCUUAUUAGCUCGUAG